Messenger RNA from Triticum aestivum (bread wheat), 1383 nucleotides. RefSeq lists its product as uncharacterized. Lineage: Eukaryota; Viridiplantae; Streptophyta; Magnoliopsida; Poales; Poaceae. Bases 718 to 1269 code for a protein of 183 amino acids. The transcript is spliced from 3 exons. The record is from RefSeq and is a predicted model, not a curated record.
UCUCAUUGUUUCUUAUGUUAUCAUCAUUCAGUUCCGAGUCUAGUAAAAUGGUAGCUAGUUAUAUAAAUAUUUUCAAUAAAUUUGUUUAUCAACUUUUAUAGAUAGUUUUAUAAAAAGCUACAACUCAAAAAAAUAAAUAUAAAAGCUUUUAAAAUCAUCAAAUCAUAAAUCAGACACAGCGCACAAAAUAGACUGCAUCCUCUUAACAGAUUUUUUUUUGUUUGGACAACGCCGCACUCACUCACUCACAGUCUCUCUGACCACUGUCUAAUACUACUCCCCACCGCCCCCUCAGAUUUCUCUGGUCACUUCCCCACCGCCCCGUCACAAUUCUCCCCCAUUCCCCAUCCUACCAUGGCCGUCAGCUCCCUCUCUCCAUCGCCGGCUCUUCAUGGUCAGGCCGCCACUCCCCUUCGUUCCCACUGCCGGCGCGAGGUCCGCAGCCCCUGCUCUUCCUCCUCUUCAUGUUGAAUCUGGUCGCGGAAGUGGCCGAGGAGGCCCUCGAGCUCGGCAUGCUCGCGCGAGCAAUCCAACAGUAGGCGCCGUCAGAGGCGGACGCGGAGGCACGGGACUCGCACGCCCCUGCUCUACCCUGCUCCCUCUUCGAAUCUGGUCGCCGAAGUGCUCGAGGAAGCGCUAGAGCUCGGCAUGCUCGCUGGCGAAGCCGGCCCCUUCUCUCCUCCUGAAUCCUGAUGCGAGGGAGGUCCCCCAUCGCCGAUGGAGGCGUACCAGAAAGUGCAGGAGUUCGACUUGUCCAGCGGCGCUGAUUGGAAGACGACCGCCAACGUCCUCUUCACGGUGCCCCCAAGCACAAGGAGUUCGGAUAAAUCUGCUUGCAAGGCUCUCGAUGAUAUAUCCAUUUUCAUCAAUUGCUCAAGGGUGUGGUCAGUUGGAGAAGACAUUACUAUGAUUUUUUUUCAGGAGGUGCAGGGAGCUGACGGCAUAUCCGCGGUGAGUGGUGAUGGAGGAACAGCCGCACACUUGAUGGCUUGGUGCAGGGCGGUGAGGGCGCCGACCAGGAAGGCGAUGCCAUUGCCGGGCGUCGAGGUCGUAGUCCCGGAAGCCGACGAUGCUUCCAUGCGGCGAGGGGAUAAGCCUGGGGAUCUGUUGCUUAUUUUAUGGGAUAUAUGUUAUGUUUUUCUUUGCAUGGCCUGCGUGGUGCGUGAUUGUAGGGGUUUUGGUCGAGCCCGCGUGGAGUCUAUGAUGCGGUGGGGCGGUGGAGCAUGGUCAAUCAACCUUAAUUGUUGGGUGCACACCAGAGACACAUGAGAUAAAGGCUAUCCGUUGGAUUGAGAUUAGUGGGUCUAAUCAUGGGGUUGUAAUGGUCUGUGUAUGUUUUGUGGGGUGCGUUUAGUGAAGUUCUUGUUGGAUUGUUUAAUAGUA